This is a messenger RNA of Raphanus sativus (radish), 872 nucleotides long. RefSeq names its product agamous-like MADS-box protein AGL53. Lineage: Eukaryota; Viridiplantae; Streptophyta; Magnoliopsida; Brassicales; Brassicaceae. Gene Ontology annotation, biological process: positive regulation of transcription by RNA polymerase II. The coding region runs from base 28 to 867 and encodes 279 amino acids. The record is from RefSeq and is a predicted model, not a curated record. The transcript has a single exon. Gene Ontology annotation, molecular function: DNA-binding transcription factor activity, RNA polymerase II-specific; cis-regulatory region sequence-specific DNA binding; protein dimerization activity.
AAAAGUGAAGUUUUCAUCGCAAGCACAAUGACGAGAAAGAUCUGCAGGUCCAAAUUGUCGGUGAAAAAAGAUACAUUCUUCAAGGCACGAGCCAAGACUGUUCUCAAGAAAGCGUACGAACUCUCGCAGCUGUGCGGCGUCAAUUUGUGCGUCAUCUGCUACGACUGCGAAGGGAACCUCGUGAACACGUGGCCAGAAAACGACGAAGCGCAGGUCAAGGCCACGGCCGAGCGGUUCAGCAGGUUAAGCGAGAAAGAAAGGAACAAGAAAAGCACCAACCUUUCGCGGUUUCUAAACAAGAAGAUGAUGGAUGAGAAGAAGGCAUCUCUCAAAGCCAACGACGAUAAAUUCUCCAAGAAAGUGUUCGUCUUUGAGGAUUCCUUGCAGAGUCGCUUAGGGUUAUUCCAAGAAAAGAUCUCCGAGUUGGUUGAUGAUGAUCACGGCGUUGUUGUUUCAAAGGAUCUAGCUUCUGAUGAUCCCUCACUAAUUAAUGUGGAUCAAUAUCAACCAAUCUUGAUGAAUCAUCUGAGAACCACCGAGAGCCCUGCUGAUUUACCCACCACGUUGUUGGAUCAUCCGAGCAACUUCUCAAUCUUGCUGUUUAACCAUGACAAUGGCACUUUCACUCAGUUGGCCAAUUCCUCUGCUCUUCCUCCUAGCUUUGAGCAACCGAUGAUUCCGUUUAAUCAAGAUUAUGGUACUAAUUACUUGGAUCUGUUACUUGGGGAACAAGACAUGAGAAGCUGCUACAACUUUGAUCUUCCCAUUCCUCCUCCUAUGAUGCACACUCAAACCUCAAUGUUUCAGGGGAUUCCAUACAAUCAGAUGCAAUUUUCUUCUGGUUAUCCAACAAUGAUGUUCUCUUAGGUCUC